UGAAGGAUAUUUCACCACAUUGUGCAAACACUACUGUGGCUUGUAUAAAUGAGUGCAGUCAUGUGUGCACAGUACUAAACUAAGUUGCUAGCUAGCUAAGAACACAGAAUAUACUGCUUAACUUCACCCUAGUGUGCAAUAGAGGCCAUGGCAAGUUGCUUGGAUCAAGAAUUGGAUCAAGAAGAGGAUCAAGAAGAAGAAGAGACUAGCUCGACUACUGUAGACUUCAAUAACUAUGAGAAGAUGCCUACUGACACCAAUGGUUGGGUCUCCAAGAAGCUAGAUGCUAUCAAAGAGUGGGUAGCCCUGGAGAAAGUCCACGGUGCUAACCUGUCCUUCACAGCACAGCAUGUUGGCCAAGAUGUGAGUGUCAAGGUGGCUAGGAGAAAUGCCUAUCUCAAUGAGGGGGAGAAUUUCUUUAGCAUGUACCAACAGAAAGGCUUUGUGGAGGGGACCAUUGAGAAAGUAAAGAAGCUGUUUGAAGAAAUCUGUAAGACGCUGGAAAGUCCUGUGCUUGCUGUCACAGUCUAUGGAGAGCUGUUCGGUGGCUGCUACCCUCACCCAGAUGUGCCAGCUGUCCCCAAGCUGCGGCCAGUCCAGAGGGAGGUGGUGUAUUGUCCUGACCUUCGGUUCAUGGCCUACGACAUUGCAGUAAUUCAUCAGUCCUCCACACAGUCAGAGACUGAGCAUGACAGAAUGUACCUGGACUAUGACAUAUGUGUAGAUUUGUUCAAGUCGUGUGAGCUGCUCUAUGCUGAGCCUCUUGUGACUGGCACCUUACAGGACAUGCUGGGUUACCCCCUGGGUUGGGACAGCAAGAUACCCGCCAAGUUGGGAUUCCCCCCACUUCCUGCUGAUGUCAAGAAUCCGGCGGAGGGGAUUGUUGUCAAACCGAUGAAAAAUGUGAUGUUGGAGACAGAGAGGGACCCGGAACUUGUGAGGGUCAUUUUCAAGAGGAAGAUCGAUGGAUUUCGAGAAACGCAACCUCGAGAAAAGAUAAGUAAGCCUAAGGGGAAAACUACAGAGUAUAACCAAGACUACGAACUGGUCAAGUGUGAGAUGUUUCUCAUGGUGACGCAACAGAGGCUGGUGAACACAAUCUCAAAACUGGGGCUUCCUGAUUCGACGGUUGACUCGCAACGUGAAGUACGAACCAAGUGGAACAGUAUUUUGAGCGGCCUUGCAGCUGACGUGCUGGAGGAGAUGGAAACGGUCCACGAGGAUUUGUGGAAAUCAUUCAAGAGAGAACAAUCUGCUAUGGUGGGUAAACUGAAGUCUGAACUCAAAAGGGAGUGUGGCCUGGCCGUGAAAGAGUACAGGGAACACAAUGCGUAGAACAGUAACUGCAUACGUUAUAAUUAUGAUGUAUUUUUAUAUAAUUAUCAUUUUUUAGCACUGAUUAUUAGAUUCGAAUUUAUUGUUUGUGUUAACAACUCGUUGAGUAAAUUAACUCAGUGAAUUGCUAUUAA
Messenger RNA from Halichondria panicea, 1469 nucleotides. Its product is annotated as RNA-editing ligase 1, mitochondrial-like. The coding region runs from base 148 to 1335 and encodes 395 amino acids. The record is from RefSeq and is a predicted model, not a curated record. Lineage: Eukaryota; Metazoa; Porifera; Demospongiae; Suberitida; Halichondriidae. The transcript is spliced from 3 exons.